This is a messenger RNA of Hymenoscyphus albidus, 237 nucleotides long. The record is from the annotation of a GenBank genome assembly. NCBI's taxonomy places the organism in Eukaryota, Fungi, Ascomycota, Leotiomycetes, Helotiales, Helotiaceae.
AUGUCGAUCGAGUGUGUGGUCUUUGAAGUGGCGGAGGAGGCGCUAUUUGCGCUUGGUACUGUUGUUGCUGUUGUUGCUCCUGCUGUUGAAGAUAUUGUUGAUGCUGAUGAAAUCGAUGUUCUUCUCUUUGCUGUUGAUAGUGUUGUUGUUCUAUUUGAUGUUGGUGUUGCGGUGGUGGCGGUGACGAAGACUCAUUCGAGUCUGUUGCCUGGACAAGACGAGAGAUAUCCAGAUUGA